CGUGUCACCGUCGCUCCCUCCCUCCUUAUUUAUGACCCAUUGCUGCAACGUGCUUUCUCCACGAUUACCUACCUUCCUAUUUAUAGAAAUAAUAGGAACGUUCCCAUUCCCAUUCAAAUUCAAAUUCAAAUUCAACCACUCUCCUUCUACCAUUGAAAUUUGGAGCUCAUACUUCCACUCAAAAUACUAAUAUUAAAAUGGGAUUGUCGAAUUUUCCUAGCCCGGCGGAAGGGGUGCUGCCGCUGCUAGUGAUGAACAUGGCGAUGUCGGUGGCUCUGGUGAAGAACAAGCUCAGAUCAUUGCUCCAAGUGGUGGGUGAUGUCGAGGACGACGGAUCGAGGACGGCGAGGACGGUGUCGAUAACACGCUAUGGCGGCGGCCCGGCGGCGGAGUGCUGUGUGUGUUUGUGUAGAUUUGAGGCGGAUGAGGAAGUGAGUGAGCUUUCUUGCAAGCAUUUCUUCCACAAAGCUUGUCUCGACAAGUGGUUCGACAACCACCAUAUUACUUGCCCGCUUUGCCGCUCCAUUUUGUAAUAUUUGCUAAUCCAAUUCUACAAUUCACAAAGAAUUUUAAAUUUAGGAAGUUUAAGUGCUCAAAUAGAGGAGCACUAUAGUCUAUAGAUAUAGAUAGAUAGAUAGACAAUGACGGUUUGAUCAGCCACUAGUCUUGUUUUUUUAGUGUUCAAUAUCUAGAUUAUAUACUAAUAUUACACGAUUUCAAAUGUAAUUUCAUCAAUAGAAAAUCUUCAUUUAUGUAACUCAUAAAGCUAUAUAUGUCUAAAAUGUUUAUACAUGGCU
This is a messenger RNA of Salvia splendens (bonfire salvia), 797 nucleotides long. Its product is annotated as probable E3 ubiquitin-protein ligase XERICO. NCBI's taxonomy places the organism in Eukaryota, Viridiplantae, Streptophyta, Magnoliopsida, Lamiales, Lamiaceae. The record is from RefSeq and is a predicted model, not a curated record. The transcript has a single exon. The coding region runs from base 198 to 533 and encodes 111 amino acids.